Manihot esculenta (cassava) is the source of this 2429-nucleotide messenger RNA. Its product is annotated as alpha/beta hydrolase domain-containing protein 17B. The record is from RefSeq and is a predicted model, not a curated record. NCBI's taxonomy places the organism in Eukaryota, Viridiplantae, Streptophyta, Magnoliopsida, Malpighiales, Euphorbiaceae. The coding region runs from base 350 to 1492 and encodes 380 amino acids. The transcript is spliced from 6 exons.
ACUUCAAAAAACAAGUUUAAAACGUUAGUGUUACUGCUAGAUCAUAGCACACGUGCUCUCUUCCUUUUCUUCGCCGGAAUGUCCUCUUCUCUAUGUCCUCCGCUCCUCCCUUGCUUUCCCUCCCUUGCCUUUACUUCACUUCUUCGCUGGAGCUUAAAAUCUGCAAACCCUAGCAACGGAAUUAAUUAAAUUUUCCUUCGGUUUCUUUCAUCGUUUUUGUUCCCCCAAAUAAACGUUGGGAAGCCACCGGUCUCUCUCUCUCUAGCUUCUUCUUCCUCUUCUUCUUCUAUUGGGUUUCUGUUAUGCGGUAAUUUGGUUUAGCAUUUUGCAUUUUGUGGUAUUUUCGGGGAUGGGGGCGGUAUCGUCAACAAUGGCGGCAAAGUUCGCUUUUUUCCCGCCGAGUCCGCCUUCUUACCAGUUGGCGAUGGAUGGCGCGACUGGGAAGCUAAUGAUGGUGGAAUUGGGGACAAGGGAAAAUGUAGAUGUUUUGAAGUUGGAUACCAAGAGAGGGAAUAGAGUGGUGGCGGUGUAUAUUAAGAACCCUGCGGCUUCAUUGACUGUGCUCUACUCCCAUGGCAACGCGGCCGAUCUGGGGCAGAUGUUUGAUUUGUUUAAUGAACUCAGCUUGCAUCUACGGGUCAACUUGAUGGGGUACGAUUACAGUGGGUAUGGACAGUCCAGUGGGAAGCCAACUGAGCAGAAUACUUAUGCUGACAUAGAAGCUGCAUAUAGGUGCCUUGAAGAGAGAUAUGGGGUGAAGGAAGAGGAUAUCAUCUUGUAUGGACAAUCAGUUGGAAGUGGACCUACUCUAGAUUUAGCAGCCCGGUUAAUAAAAUUGAGAGCAGUGGUUCUACAUAGUCCAAUUGCAUCUGGCCUUCGGGUCAUGUAUCCUGUGAAGCGAACGUAUUGGUUUGAUAUAUAUAAGAAUGUUGAUAAAAUACCAAUGGUGAAUUGUCCAGUAUUGGUAAUCCACGGAACUGCUGAUGAUGUUGUAGAUUGGUCGCAUGGUAAGCAGCUUUGGGACCUCUGCAAAGAGAAAUAUGAACCAUUAUGGGUGAAGGGAGGAAAUCAUUGUGACUUGGAGCUUUAUCCGCAAUACAUCAAACAUCUCAAGAAGUUCAUAUCAGCCAUUGAGAGAUCAUCACAUCUUAGAAAGGGAUCUGUGCCGGUCACAGAUCAAGCAGAGAAUCCACGGAAGAGCACAGAUUGUAGAGAGGCUUCUAGGGCAAACAUGGAUCAAAGGGAGAAGUUUAGACAUAAUAUUGAACAAAGAGAAAAGCCCAGGAUAAGCACAGACUGCAGAGAGAAAUCAAGAACCAGCACUGAUAGGAGACAGAAAUCAAGAAAGAGUGUGGAUCAGCCUGAGAAAGAGAAUCAUGUCUUGGACCAGCCUGAGAAAGCAAGGAAUAGCAUUGAUCGCUUUGGCUACAUGAUAAGAUCAGUUAGAUUGUGCAAUAUUGAUUGUUUCAAGCCCACCUCUACAGCUCUCUGAACAGAAAAAAGACUAAAUCCAAGGAUUCACUGAUUCAGGUUACAAUUAUUUGAUGGGGUUGUUGGUGUUGUUUUUAUAUAGGAAAUUACUUUAACCAGUCAAAUUUGUCUCCACUCUCACCUCACUCAUCGUGUGUGUGUUUCUAGCGUUUGAAUGCUUUCAAAUUCAUCUGGGAACCUGGCUCGUGUUGCAAAGGAACAGAUCUUGGCAGUUUCAGUAUGCAAAAUCUAGAAAAGCUUUUGCUUUAGUUAUUUGUGUUUUUUGUUGAGACGGGAUAGAGUAUGCAGGGGGUUGAACCCCAGAACCUUUCCUCGUGAUGCAGCCGGCAAGCAACUUUCUUCUCAACAUAUUCUGGAAGAAACAUUUUCUAGAGACUUCGCUUUCUCCAGCCCCCUGUUGGGAGAUACUCACUAGUUCUCUAUACGUGAUCCGGAUCCAUGGACCGUACCAUCGUCAUAGUCGCAGAAUGGGGGGGGAAGAAGAAUAAUUUUCACUUUCACCAAAGUGAUGGGAAGAUGUGUGUAAAAGGACCGGUUCAAGUUGUUGAGCAGGGCAGGGCUCCUUGGCACAGUGUCGGAGAUUAACAGGGCGUUUGUACUAGCAUAAUGUCUUGAUCUUUCCUGCAUGAAUGUCGACUGGUCAUUUGCUAUUAAACCUCUGCUUUCUGUCUAACACUCUUAUGAGAACUAAGUAUAGAGAUUCAAGGUGUUAACGAAGUUAUGAUUCGACUCUGGGAAGCAAAAGCAAAUAUUUUCUUAUAAAUUCCUUCUCGCAUUCUAUAUAAAUGAAAGUUUUAUGUAAAAAGAAUUAGCCAAAGAGGACAAGUAAUUUACAUCUUACUAAUUAAAUGUAAUCACAUUAGUAUAGUCUCGGGACCAAAAACAAUGACCAACUUCUUUCCCAAUAAUAAGAUUUAAAUUACUUUUUUUAUUGUAUU